GCGCCAUUGAGUGCCCACGACCCGCGUUCGGCAACGCUGUCAGCCAUCUGGCGCAGUCAGCUAGCUGCAGCAGGAUUUGGAAAAUGGAGGCUUUGCCGAGCGAGGAGUAAACGAGGGCACGUCGUCUCUAUUUCUCUUGCAUAGACAUUCAGUUUGAAAUUAGUGAUUGACUCCAUCAUCCAUGGAGGAGAAUACGAGCCCAGAGUUCACUGUAGCUCCUGAGCCAGAACAGAGCCAGGACCGUAUGGAUAACUGCUCUCAAGGUGACAGUCAAGGGGGGACCAGCGAGCCAAACCAAACACAAAGUGAAAAUGUGGUUGAACAGAGAAUAGAGAAGUCUUCCAAAGCCAGCGGCGAACUAAAGAAAACUUGGGGGUUCCGUCGGUCCACUGUUGCAAAGCGAGAGAUGCCGGUGGAGGCAGCAACUGACAACACCGAGAGACGCUAUCCUGUACGCCGCAGUGGCAGGCAGGCAAAGCGUACGGACAAGCUGGAGGAGUUCCUCUCUACUACCAAAAGAGCCCUAAGAAAGAGCGCUCCCCCGUCUCUGGAAAGCGGAGAUCCUCCUUCACAAACCCCAACUGAUGCGGAAACCGCUUCUGAGGCCAGCUUUGAUGGAAACGCGGACACAAAGACAAUGGAGGAGAAGCCAGAGUCGUCCGGUAGGAGAACUCGAAGUGGCACGAGAGAGCAGACUCCAAGGCCCAAACGAAUUGGCAGAUGGACGCGGAAAAGCGCCUCAGUCAAAGAUGAAGAUAGCUCUGACAAUGAGGAGAGCAGAGAUGGCACUGAGAUACAAGAAAAAGAGGCAGAUAAAGUUGGGGGCUUGACUAAUCCCAGCUCCAACACAGAUGAGGGAAGCACCAGUAAGGAACAGCACCACCCUGAGUCGGAUUCCAAAGACAAGGAGGAAACAAAGGAAAAUGUUACAGUGGGAAAUGAUGACCACACCAAAACCACAGGGGAUGAGAGCACAGAAAAACCUGGAUUGGCGGUAAAGCGUGGACCAAUUAGAACAUAUAUUAAUAAAAAAAGGGCUGCCAGUGUGAACCCUGCCACUGUCAAGGGGGGUGCUCCCGGGCAGGCAGGCAACAAGUCUCAAGCACAGGGUGACAGCGACGACGAUGCAUCUUCCUCGUCUUCUUCAUCGUCAAGCAGUGAAUCUGAUGGAGGCUAUGACCCCAAUGCACUUUAUUGCAUCUGUCGGCAGAAACACAACAAAAGGUUCAUGAUCUGCUGUGACCGCUGCGAGGAGUGGUUCCAUGGAGACUGUGUGGGCAUCACGGAGGCCCGGGGGCGCCUGAUGGAGCGAAACGGUGAGGAUUACAUCUGCCCCAACUGCACGGCUAAGAAAAGCCAGGUGAUCCGGCCUGCUACCUCCACGCUGUCUAUGAGCAUAGACUUGGGGAAGCCCAAAGGUGGCACGGCACUUCAGAUGUCAGUGCUGCAGAUGUCUGCCGGCUUUGCCGGUUUUGCCGACUUCACUACCUCAACAAGUCCGAGUGUGACCAUACCUUCGCCUGGAAGCGAGGACACUGGUAUCAAAGGCAGAAUUGAGAAGGCCACAAACCCAACGGGGAAAAAGAAGAUAAAAAUCUUUCAGCCGCAGUCACUACAGCAACAGCCAGCACAGCCGACCGCUGUCCAGAAGGGGGCGCCAACGCCAGUGAAACAAGCAGCCUCCGCACCAGAGCUGAAAGCACCAGAGAUGGAGCAGAAGGUGGCUUCAAACAUCGAGGUGAACACAACGGCGGUGGCGGAAGGGAAAACUGGGACGCCGACACCGGAAAGUGCUUCACUUCCCAAGUGCAUUGGUCCUGGCUGCGAGAACAGCGCUCAGCCGGAGUCUGUGUACUGCGGACACGACUGCAUCCUGAAGCACGCCGCCGUGACUGUAAAGGCAUUCACUGACGUCAAAGAGCCCAAGGACACGCCUCAGAAUUCCAACUCCGCGCCAAAGAGCGGAGCUGCCAGCGGGAAUAAGAGCCCGAAGGACGUCAAGGAUGACACGGAGCGCGAUGGAGGUGUCAACCGCAGUCCGGAUGAGGACGAAGACGAUGCGCAUGCGGUGGAACAGCGUCCGUCGCCUUCCACUGCGUCCUGGUUCAGCGACCAUAAUUACAUUGCAGUACCACCAGAAAAGACUACACCCAUAUCUGCAACAGUGUUAAACAAAAAGUCUCCCGCCAAAGAAGUGAAGACUAAGGAAGCAGCUCCAACUCAUGAGGAACCUCCCUCUGAGUCCAAGCCCCCGGUUAAAGUGAAGAAGACAAUGACCACCAGGUCGUCCAAGGUGUCCAACAAAGGCAAGAAGCCUCCUCAGUCCGCCACUUCCAAGUCAACCAAAAGGCCUGCAACUCCUCCCAGUACAUCUGCAAUAAAAUCUAAGAAACUGCGGUCAACAACCACCACUGCCCCUGCACCGUCGCCUUACCCGCAAGGACCCAUCCAUGUCACAGGAGCGGUGAGAGUCAGGAAGUCCAACUUCACCAUUCCUAAGAAGCAGCCUCAGCAAAAGGACGCUCCACCCCUCAGUCAGUCAUCGCCGAGAGUCCCAUCAUCUCCGGUUUCGUCAGUUCCGCCCAGCCACUCUUCUUCCCCAAGACCUCACCAUCCAGCUUCAGCACCCCCUGCAUCUACCAUGCCCCCUCCCGCCAACCACCAGAUGAGGCAAAACAUUCGUCGCUCCCUGACAGAUAUUCUGUAUAAGAGAGUGAGUGACAGUGACGAUCUGAAGAUGACUGAGAGUGAGGUGGCGCGGCUGUCUUUUGCCAUUGAAAAGGAGAUGUUCAAGCUCUGCCUGAGCACGGACAGCAAGUACAAAAACAAGUACAGGUCGCUCAUGUUCAACCUUAAGGACCCCAAAAACAAAGGCCUGUUCUACAAGGUCAUCGGCGGUGAGGUGACACCCUUCCGACUAGUGAGGCUGAGUGCUGAAGAAAUGGUUUCUAAAGAGAUGUCGGAGUGGAAGAAGCCAGAGACUCCUCAGGUGCAAUCGUUGGCUUCAAGGGGCCAUUCGGGUCAUUCCAAACAAGGCAAUAGGUAUGACUCCCACAGCAUGGACGUGGAGGAUGCCCCACCAUCAUCAGAUGCGGAUGUAUGUAUCUCUGCUGCAACCUCAUCUGCUCGCAUGGCUUCUGCUGUAGACCAAGAUGAGCCAGGCCUCACUUCAUCCGCAACUCAGCCGUCUGCCGUUGAGGGGAACAGUAGUAUGCCGGAUAUUUUCAGCAACAUGCUCAAAGACACAACGUCAGAACACAGGACUCAUCUGUUUGACCUCAACUGUAAAAUCUGCACAGGUCAGAAAACGGAGGAAGAGCUUGCGUCAAAGAAAACGAAACCCACAAAGAAGCCUGACCCACCCAGACAAGAGUUGGUCCAAAAUGUCGGCCCGCCGCAAGUCCCCUCAAUCUACCAGCAGCACAUCCCUCCACCCUACCAGUCUGGCAUAGAAGCAGCACUACCAGAUUCACAGCAGCAACUCUACCAAGAGAUUCCCAUCAGUCUGGCCCCACCUGUACAGAUCCCCCCAGUCAUCAACCCCACUGUGUCAUCCGUCACCAACGCGCGCCGAGACCCGCGCAUGGCCAGACAUGCCUCAGGCGUUACCGUCACCUACACUGCUCCGGAAAAACCCAUAAACAACAUGAUGGAGGCACUACCAGCUGCGAUAGCUGUUCCCAUGGAGGUUGUAGCCAAGGCAGUGCUUCCUAUGCCCCCUGCUCCACUUCCACCACCCCCACCCCCACCACCACCCUCAGUGGCUUUGUCCAAACCAUCGAAAACAAGUACCUCUGAUCCACCUCUUGAGGGAGAGACGGCAAUCUUCCUCCAUGGCCAAGAGAAGAUAUGGAAAGGGUUUAUUAAUAUGCAGUCUGUGGCCAAGUUUGUAACCAAAGCUUUCCUGGUUUCAGGCUCAUUUGAGUAUCUAAAAGAGGAUUUGCCAGACACCAUCCAUGUGGGAGGACGGAUCUCUCCAAGUACAGUGUGGGACUACGUUGGGAAGCUUAAAACCUCAUUGUCCAAGGAGCUCUGUCUGAUCCGUUUCCAUCCAGCCACAGAGGAAGAGGAAGUAGCCUAUGUGUCUCUCUUCUCGUACUUCAGCAGCAGGAAAAGAUUUGGUGUGGUAGCUAAUAGCAACCGGCGCAUCAAAGAUCUUUAUCUCAUCCCAUUGAGCUCCAAAGACCCAUUACCCUCCAAACUCUUACCGUUUGAUGGACCAGGACUUGAACCAGCACGACCCAACCUACUCCUGGGGCUUCUGAUCUGCCAGAAAGACAGAAAGCGUGCUGCUACUCCACUGGAAACUGACGAGAAACGUUCCAAGAUUCAAAUUAAAGAGAUUGAUGACACCGGCCUCCCGAAGCCACUUACCUUAGUCAAAGCAGAGCGAAGCGCACGCCAAAGUUUGGAAAUCCCCUUCAGCACAACUCCUCCAGGGUCACCUCCAGCCAGCUCCUCUGAGACGUCCAGCGCUGCUGUAGCCACCCCAUCUGUAUUUUCUCUUUUGUCGUCCAUUAAAGCACCUGUCACGUCCUCUGUGGCAUCCACUGGUGUGGAAUCCCCAUCCUCUUCCAGCUCUGUGGCAUCCUCGGCAGCAGCUGCCACUCCUCUUCAGACAAUCCUCAACACGCUUUUUGGCAAGAAAAAACAAGAUGAAGCUUCGAACUCUCCGUCUGACCAAAGUGCCGAACUUUCUAUACCUCGCUCUACAAUGCUAGAUCCUAUUGUACAGCAGUUUGCACAGAUUUCAAAAGAGAAAUCGGAAGACAUGGAUGAAGAUGACCGACCGUACGACCCAGAGGAAGAAUAUGACCCCAGUAUGGGCUAUAGUGUUACUAAUAAACCAGUUGAGGUGGUAAAUAAAUCUGAAGUGGUACCAAGUGAAGGUGAUGAUAUUGCAUACGAUCCUGAGGAUGAUUCAAUAUUUGAUGAAGUCAACACUGUUUCAGGAGAACAUAUAACUGAUCCAGAAAAAAAUGUUGAGUGUCUUAAAAUGAAAGGAGAUCAGACAUUACAGAAACAGGAAGAACCGCAGAUGCCAUCCACUGGCAAUACUGAGGAUUCGCUGAUUCCUCCAACUCUUUUGGGGAGUCAGUUACUGCAGCUUGGCAAAAAAGUGGAAGAACUUGUGAAAUCUUCAACUGCUCCCCUCAUCAUCCAAAGGAGAGAUCCUCGUCAGAUGCCUCGCAACGUAGAAGGUGGCACAAAAUCAACGGAUGAACCUGACGAAAAAGAGGAAUCGUCAGCAGACAGCUGUACUCCACCACAACAGGCAGUUCUAGAGCCGCAGUUGCCUUCCUCUGCGGACCUUCCCGACUCUUCAAAAGACCCAGACACACCACUGUCGGAGGAGGAAGUGAAAUCGGACACACUGCCCUUCAUGGACAGCGAAAAGUCAGAGGUUUCGAUUCCUUUAUUAGGCGAGACGAUGGACCCUGAUGUGGAGUACGACUACAUGGAAGAGAAAGAAGUCAACAUUAAGCAAGAUGAGUUGCCCAAGGCUGAAAAGGAGAUGGACAUGUACAGUAUUUGGCCAAAUGCAGCGAGUAUCUUAAGAAGUAGCGAGGAGUCAGACUAUGAUGACAAUAGCCAAGACACGGCCACUUCUAGCUGCGGCAAUGAGCCUUCCAACUCAUCUUCAAUUACCUCCACAAUACCAGUUUUCACUCACAGUUUAGCCGUCAGUGACACUCAUACCCAUCAUGUGCGACAGCACAUGCCAGCGUCACGCUUCGAUGAGUAUAGACCCCCAGCUGACAUCCCUUCCCCAGCUAAUUUCCUCCUCUCUCAACAGAUCCAAGGACAAAACCCCGUGGUUAGACCUCCAUCGAUGUCAAUACCACCUCCAAUACAAGGUCCUCCUUCUAUGUCAGCUCCGCCUCCUAUGCAAGGACCUCCACCAUCCAUCUUCUCCCCUGUUCAUGGUCCUCCUUCAAUGCCAGCUGACAGCAAACGUCCGUAUGGUCCGCCUCCAACUCCUUUUCCUCCCUACCAAAGCCAAUGGCCAUGUACCCAAGCACCCCCACAACAGCAACCACCCCCAAGACCACCUCAGAACCUCAUACCACCACUCUACUCACCAAUUGGCCAGAGAGGACCUCCACCUCAAAUAUUUGAUCCUCUCAUCCAUCCUCAGCGUGCUGGGCAACAAGGCCCGCCUCCAGGCCUUCCACCACUUCCUACUUUUGAUGCACAGAAUCCACUGCCUACACGAUUUACCGGUCCUCCUCCACCCUUUAGUUUCCCUGGAAACAGAGGUCCUCCUCCACCUUUCUCAGGACCACCACCAGGGCAUUUUGAAAACAGGCUUCCUCCACCAUCCCAUUUCCCGGGGUCAAGGGGUGCUACUCAAUCUCAGUAUGGUGACCAUCAAAGUCAAACGUCAAUCCAAGUCCAAUCACCAAUGGUAGACCAAACUCAUGGGCCAAGGGAGCAGUAUAACAAAGACAGCCACUCGUUCACGCAUGGUGACCAGCUUCAAACUCGUCCUCACCAUUCUUUUAAAGACAAUUUGCCGCAAUCACUUGGUCAGGUUUACCGUGGCCCUCCUACCAGCCAAUACAAGGACUCAAGAGGUCUGCCUUCUACCGUGGAGAUUAUGGGACAACACAUCAAUCUACCUAGCCAGUUUGGGGUUCCAAGGCUACACUCACCACCACAUCGAGGAUCUUUUGAUGAGCUUAUAUCUCGUCCUCCUCUUCCGGACAGUCGAGCCCCUUUUGGCGGAGCCGACCGUUACCGCUUUGAUAGGUUUACUGAGGAGCCUAGACCUGUUCGUCACAGCGGCGCACUGCUACCAACUCCUGCAGAGGCUCCCAUAGAUCCCCCAAAACGCAUGGGAGGCCACAGUCCAGACAUGCGACGAGAUGACUACUGGCGCCGCCACUCCCCUGAAAUGCUGAGGAGAACCAGCACCAACCGAGAAGCCUCAGAACCUCGGAGCACAGAUGUCUUCAGUCACUUUGAAGCAGUGCUAAGAGAAUCUGGUUCUGGUCCCUCUCAAUUAUUAGAGGACAGACUGAGGGAGAUCUCUUGCGAUAACAGGAGAGACAGAGAGCGAGACAUCCCUCACCCCGGAAGGUCCUUGUGGGACAGGAGUAAGAGCAAGAGGUGGAGCCGAGAGCGUGAGUGGGAAAGAAGCCGUGAGAGGGACCUCAAUCGAGAGUCUAGCCGAGAACGAGAUCGGAGCAAAGGGAAGGAUGUCGAGAAACACCAAGAGACCGAGAUUGAGCGACAGAGAGAUCAAGACAAAGAUGACAGGCGUGACCGUGAAAGAGAGAGGGAAAUGGACAAAGAUGAUAGGCGAGACCGUGACAGAGAAAGAGAAAAGGAUAAAGACAGACCCAGGGACAGAGAGGCUGACAGAAGGGACUCUGAUCGUGACAGAGGAAGAAACAAUCGUGACAGAGAGCGAGAACGUGACCAUGAGCGAGACAGGCGACGAGAUAAGUCCCGGAGCAGAGAUAGAGACCGGGGGAAAGACCGGGGUAGGGAAAAGGACAAUGACCGAGACAAAGAUAGGGAGCCUGACAGAGAUAAGGACAGGGAGCGGGACAGAGACAAAGAUAGGGAGACCGACAGAGAUAAGGAGCGGGAUAAAGAUAGGGAGACCGAUAGAGACAAAGACAGGGAGCGGUACAGAGAUAGGGAGACCGACAGAGACAAAGACAGGGAGCGGGACAGAGAUAGGGAGACUGACAGAGAUAGGGAAACUGAUAGAGAAAAAGACAGGGAGCGGGAAAGAGAUAGGGAAAUUGACAGAGACAAAGACAGGGAGCGGGACAGAGAUAGGGAGACCGACAGAGACAAAGACAGAGAGCGGGACAGAGAUAGGGAGACCGACAGAGACAAAGACAGAGAGCGGGACAGAGAUAGGGAGACCGACAUAGAAAAAGAAAGGGAGCGGGACAGAGAUAGGGAGACCGACAGAGAAAAAGACACAGAGCGGGACAGAGACAGGGAGACCGACAGAGACAGGGAGCGGAACAGAGAAAGAGAGAGGGACAGAGAGAAAGAAAGAGAUAAGGACAGAGAAAAGGAGAAAAACCGGGAAAGGGAUAGACAGAAAGACCGGGAUAGGGACAGAGAAAAAGACCAUGACAGAGAUCGAGACAAAGACAGAGGUAGAGACAAAGACAGGGACCGGGACAAAGAUCGAGACCGAGAUAAAGACAGACACCGGGAUAGAGAGAGAGAACGAGACAGGGAGAGAGACAAAGAGCGCGACAGGGACAGGGACCGGGACAAGGAGCGCGACAGGGAACGUGACAGAGAUCGAGACAGAGACAGGGACAGAGACCGCGACAGAGACCGGGACAAAGACCGCCAAGAAACAAGCAGAAGCAGAGAAAGGAAAGAAGAGAAAAAAAACAGUAAACAUGAAACAUCCAAGGAAAGAGAGGACGGCAGAAAAUGACAAAAACGUUUCCAAGUGUGUUUUAUUCACACUACUUGACUUUGGACAAUAAUUUAUAACCGUUGAAAAUCACUUUUGUGAAUAACAACGGCAGUAUUUCAUUUCCAUAGAUUCCAGUGUUUGUAUUUUCUGUCAUACAAAGAUCUUAAGUUGUUUUAUCACGUUUGCAAAACAAAACUCAAGGCCGUUUAAGUGACGUGUCUUUGGAGCGAAGUACAUAGUUCGAGUCCUAAUACAUAUUACUCUUGUCAAAAACAUUAACAAGAAUACUGCAUCCGGUCUCACACUAAAUGUAAAUAUGACUGUAUUUGUGUAUAUACUGAUGUUUUUAAUGAUACUUUUCUAAGUAGAUAAAAUACAAGCCAUAUACUUCGGAAGGAUCAUCAAGUGUAACUUACGGCUUAGAACUGUGGCCAUUGUGCAGACAAAUAAAACCCUUCAUUUAUUCACAGUUUAGUACCUAAUUGAUCAUUUGUUUCAACUCAACCAAUUAAACAUUUUUGAUCACUCA
Nerophis ophidion (straightnose pipefish) is the source of this 8930-nucleotide messenger RNA. RefSeq names its product death-inducer obliterator 1-like. The coding region runs from base 182 to 8419 and encodes 2745 amino acids. Gene Ontology annotation, cellular component: nucleus. The record is from RefSeq and is a predicted model, not a curated record. The transcript is spliced from 16 exons. Lineage: Eukaryota; Metazoa; Chordata; Actinopteri; Syngnathiformes; Syngnathidae. Gene Ontology annotation, biological process: apoptotic signaling pathway; DNA-templated transcription.